Molecule: messenger RNA, 3394 nt
Organism: Calypte anna (Anna's hummingbird)
Lineage: Eukaryota; Metazoa; Chordata; Aves; Apodiformes; Trochilidae
Gene: HELQ
Product: helicase, POLQ like
Exons: 18
Coding region: 124-3282 (1052 amino acids)
Molecular function (GO): ATP binding; nucleic acid binding
Source: RefSeq, a predicted model, not a curated record
GGGGGGGAGCUUGGCGCUGAGCGUCUGGCGGCUCCUCCGUCCCCUGCCGGUGCUUCGGCUGCCUCGGGGCCUCCCCAGGGGAAAGGCUGAGCCCGCCCUCCCCCUCCCACCGGGGUGGCAGCGAUGGCCGAGCCCCGUCUGGCGGUGCGGAGGAGAAGCUGCCCUGCCUCUGACCGCAAGCGGAGGCGGCCCUCGGGGAAGCCUGGCAACGCCUGCUCGCCGGUGGCUCUCAAGACGCCGAGCUCUGGUGGCGAGGGGCCCCCGACGGAGAUCCCGUGUAGCAAUGACAGUGAAGAGGAUAUGUUCGGUGACUAUGAUGGCUUUUAUGGAAAUGAUUCCUUGCUAGAGCAAGUUGAUGAUACAGAGCACAAAUACCUACAGGAUAAAAAUUUGGCUAUUAAAGCAGCUGGAGGCAUCACACUUGGGAAUCUUCAGUCAGGAGUUCACCAGGAAAACCAAGAUAACUUUUCAACUUUGGAAAAUAUGGUUGCCCUCAAAGCUGAUAAAGAGGAUGCCAUCCAAAUGAAUGAAAAUGAUUCCAUGGACAGCAAUCAGGAGUUGACUGAAUCUAUUUUAGAUGAAUUGCCAUCAUCACAACUUCUGUUUUUAGAGAAGAUGGAUGAAGUUUCUUCUGUCUCUAGAGUAUCUGCAGCCUCAGAAAGGAGGAAUAACUGUAUGAAUUCUUCCUCAGACAAAGUCAGGAGCCUGUCAUCAUGUUGUCCUGAUGCUGACCACAGGAACAGACCUACGACCAUUGCCUCAGACUCCAAAUGUGAUUUAUUUAAAACUGAAAGUCUUAAGGAUCAUCUGAAAAGUGCUAUGACUGGAAAUGCCAAAGCCCAGCUCCUGCAGGUCUCUAGGACCAAGCAGCUUAGAGAAGCUUCUUUGUCUGAAGAGAUCUGUGUUGCCAAGAAAACCAUUGAGUCUUCUUCUGUUGAUAUAGGCCCUUUUUAUGGAUUACCUAGCAAAGUUAAAGAGUUACUAAGACAAUUUCGAGGGAUUGAAACACUUUAUGAAUGGCAGCAUGAUUGCUUAAUGUUAGAAUCUCUACAGCAAAGGAAGAAUUUAAUAUACUCAUUGCCAACCAGUGGUGGGAAAACACUUGUGGCUGAAAUAUUAAUUCUUCAGGAAUUACUCUGCAGGCAGAAGGAUGUUCUGAUGAUCCUGCCAUAUGUUGCUCUUGUCCAAGAAAAGGUUAGGGGCUUAUCAAGUUUUGGGCUAGAGUUGGGUUUCCUGGUUGAAGAAUAUGCUGGGAGUAAAGGAAGAUUUCCACCAAUCAAGAGGAGAUUAAAGAAGUCUCUGUAUAUUGCUACUAUAGAAAAAGGUCAUGCUCUAGUGAAUGCCUUGAUUGAAUCAGAGAGAAUGGGUGACCUGGGUCUGGUUGUAGUAGAUGAGUUGCAUAUGCUUGGUGAGGGAAGUCGUGGAGCAGCAUUGGAAAUGACUCUUGCGAAAAUUCUUUACACUAGUAAAAGCACACAAAUCAUUGGAAUGAGUGCAACUUUGAGCAACAUUGGAGACCUGCAGAAGUUCCUGCAAGCAGAGUACUACACUAAUAAUUUCAGACCGGUAGAAUUAAAGGAAUAUGUAAAGAUAGGAGACACCAUUUAUGAGGUUGACAGCAAGACAGAAGGCUUCACUUUUUCCCGUCUCCUUAAUUUCAAGUAUUCUAGUAAUCUGGAGAAAGCAGAUCCUGACCACAUCAUUGCACUGGUUACUGAAGUUAUUCCUAAAUAUUCCUGCCUAGUCUUUUGCCCCACUAAAAAGAACUGUGAAAAUGUAUCUUUAAUGGUGUCCAAGUACCUGAAGAUAGAAUUCAGAGCUCACAGGGAGAAAGAGAAACAAGAUCUCAUCAAGAACUUAAAGAGUAUUGGAAACGGAAGUGUCUGUCCUGUUCUGAAGCAAACAAUUCCUUUUGGUAUUGCUUAUCACCACAGUGGCCUUACAAAUGAUGAAAGAAAAUCUAUAGAGGAAGCAUAUUCUGCUGGUAUCCUGUGUCUGCUUGCUUGCACAGCUACUUUAGCUGCUGGAGUCAACCUGCCAGCUAGAAGGGUUAUUUUAAGGGCUCCUUAUGUUGCCAGUGACUUCCUGAAGAAGAACCAGUAUAAACAAAUGAUUGGCAGAGCUGGUCGAGCUGGUAUCGACAGUGCUGGAGAAAGUAUUCUCAUAGUGCAAGAAAAAGACAAACACUUGGUUUGGGAUUUAGUUAACAGGCCUUUGGAGAACUGUUACAGCCAUCUUCUGCUGGAGUUGACCAAGGGAAUCCAGAGCCUGUUGUUAUCUCUGGUUGGACUGAAGAUAGCAGUUACCCAUGAGGAAUGCAACAAUUUUCUGUGCAGUACAUUGCUGGGUGUUCAGCAGCAGCUGCUGUCUAAAGAGAAGAGCCUCUCAGAGAUAAUUAAAGAUGGGCUGGAAAACCUGAUGGAAAAAGGACUUCUAAAGGGAAGAGUGUCUGAGAAGGACCACAAUUCCCAAUCUACUUUAACAAUCACACCGUUGGGUAGAGCUACAUAUAAAGGGUCUGUAGACUUGGCAUACUGCAAUCUUCUUUACAGAGAACUGAAGAAAGGUUUGGAAGGGCUGGUUCUGGAGACCAAUCUUCAUCUUCUCUAUCUGGCAACUCCGUAUGAUCUGACUUACAACUGUAGCCCAGACUGGAUGAUAUACUUCAGACAGUUCAACCAGCUAAGUGCAGCAGAGCAAAAAGUAGUAGAUAUUGUGGGAGUGCCUGAAAGCUUUAUUACAAAAAAGGCUUCUGGUCAAGCCAUCAGAAAGAAUGUGGACACUGCUGUGGUAAACAGACUUUACCUGACCUUUGUCUUGUAUGCCCUACUGAAAGAGACAAAUAUAUGGAGUGUUUCAGAGAAAUUUAAUAUGUCCCGAGGAUAUGUACAAAAUCUCCUUAAUUCUGCUGCCUCAUUUGCCUCCUGCGUUCUGCGCUUCUGUGAGGAAUUGGAUGAAUUUUGGGUUUAUAAAGCCUUGUUGACAGAACUCACCAAGCAGUUGACAUACUGUGUUAAGAUGGAACUCAUCCCUCUGAUGGAGGUAGCAGGAGUUCUAGAGGCACGAGCAAAACAGCUUUAUAAUGCAGGGUACAAAACUUUAGCACACUUGGCUAAUGCAGAUCCAGAAACUAUGGUCAAGAUGAUAGAGCACUUGUCACGCCGUCAAGCCAAACAGAUUGUUUCAUCUGCAAAGAUGCUGUUGAGUGAAAAAGCUGAGGCUUUACAGGAAGAAGCUGAAGAACUCUUAAAGGUGCCUACAGAUAUCCCAGGUACCUACUGACCAAUUGUCAUGAAGAAAAAUCAUGAAUUCAAAUACUAAAAUUUUUAAAUUUUUAACUACCCUGUGCAAAACUGCUGUAAUUAUAAUAAAUAUUCAACAUAUUUUGUAUACC